Molecule: messenger RNA, 184 nt
Organism: Gongylonema pulchrum
Lineage: Eukaryota; Metazoa; Nematoda; Chromadorea; Rhabditida; Gongylonematidae
Source: the annotation of a GenBank genome assembly
CGAUAGUGUGUAAAUUGGUAUCUAUCCUGGGGACCAUUCUUGGCUAUAUGACGUAUCGUCCCAACGACCUGGACAACAACAUCUCGGUACAGACAACAGAUAGUCGUGGACCACUUUCGCUCACUGUAAACGAUGAUCGACCGCCAGACGAAAUGACCAGAUCAUUUGAGGUCGACAACUGAAG